AUGGCUGCCUCCAGCUCCAGCCUUCGCCACUUCUCCUCCUCCAGCUCUGUCAAGGGCCUGUGUGCGCCUGGUGGGGGCUUUUCCCGGAUGUCCUCUGUCCGCUUUGGGGGAGCCUGCCGGGCCCCCAGCCUCCUGGGAGCGGGUAGUUGUGGCAACAUGUCAGUCACCUCGUCCCGCUUCUCAGCAGGCUUGGGAGGGGGUUAUGGCGGGGGCUACACCUGCAGCCUGGGUGGAGGCUUUGGCUCCAGCUUCGGCGUGUCGGAUGCCCUGCUGGGGGGUGGUGAGAAGGAGACCAUGCAGAACCUCAACGACCGCCUGGCCUCCUACCUGGACAAGGUGCAUGCCUUGGAGGCGGCCAACGCGGACCUAGAGAUGAAGAUUCAUGACUGGUACAAGAAGGCGGGCCCUGGGCCAGCCCUCGACUACAGCCACUACUUCAAGACCAUUGAGGAGCUGCGUGGCCAGAUCCUGGCGGCCACCAUUGACAAUGCCAGCUUGGUGUUACAGAUUGACAACGCCCGCCUGGCAGCUGAUGACUUCCGCACCAAGUAUGAGACAGAGCUGAACCUGCGCAUGAGCGUGGAGGCCGACAUCAAUGGCCUGCGCCGGGUACUGGACGAGCUGACCCUGGCCAGGGCCGACCUGGAGAUGCAGAUCGAGAGCCUGAAGGAGGAGCUGGCCUACCUGCGCAAGAACCAUGAGGAGGAGAUGAACUCCCUCCGGGGCCAGACCGGUGGGGACGUCAGUGUGGAGAUGGACGCCGCUCCCGGCGUGGACCUGAGCCGCAUCCUGAAUGAGAUGCGAGAGCAGUAUGAGCAGAUGGCCGAGAAGAACCGCAAGGAUGCUGAGGACUGGUUCUUCAGCAAGACGGAGGAGCUGAACCGCGAGGUGGCCACCAGCACGGAGGCACUGCAGAGCGGCCGCUCGGAGAUCACGGAGCUGCGCCGCUCGGUCCAGAACCUGGAGAUUGAGCUGCAGUCCCAGCUCAGCAUGAAAGCCUCCCUGGAGGGCAGCCUGGCAGAGACCGAGGCACGCUACGGCGCCCAGCUGGCCCAGCUGCAGGGCCUCAUCAGCAACAUCGAGCAGCAGCUGUGUGAGGUGCGCUGCGACAUGGAGCGGCAGAACCAUGAGUACCAGGUGCUGCUGGACGUGAAGUCGCGGCUGGAACAGGAGAUCGCCACGUACCGCCGCCUGCUGGAGGGCGAGGACGCCCACCUGGCUGGCCAGUACUCCUCCCUGAUGUCCCAGCCCAGCCGGGAAGCCUCAGUGACCAGCCGUCAGGUGCGCACCAUCGUGGAGGAGGUCCAGGAUGGCAAGGUGGUCUCAUCCCGGGAGCAGGUGCACCGCUCCACCCACUGA
This is a messenger RNA of Sorex fumeus (smoky shrew), 1359 nucleotides long. Its product is annotated as keratin, type I cytoskeletal 42. Bases 1 to 1359 code for a protein of 452 amino acids. Lineage: Eukaryota; Metazoa; Chordata; Mammalia; Eulipotyphla; Soricidae. The record is from RefSeq and is a predicted model, not a curated record. Gene Ontology annotation, molecular function: structural molecule activity. The transcript has 8 exons. Gene Ontology annotation, cellular component: keratin filament.